AUGGGUGUACCGAAAUUUUUUCGAUGGAUAUCAGAAAGAUAUCCAAAUAUUAGCCGAGUGAUUAAUGAUAAUCAGAUACCUGAUUUUGAUAAUUUCUAUUUGGAUAUGAAUGGAAUAAUUCAUGCAUGUUCUCAUUUAAAUGAAGAUAGUUGUGAAGUAAAUGUAACAGAAGAAGAAAUCUUUCGAAAUAUUUUUCAUUAUAUUGAUUUUUUAUUUCGAUUGAUAAAACCAAAAAAAGUCUUUUUUAUGGCUAUUGAUGGUGUUGCACCACGAGCAAAAAUGAAUCAACAACGUGCUAGACGUUUUCGUGCUGGUCAAGAUCGAAUUAGAAAAUUAAAAAAGAUUGCAGAAAAAUCUGGUCAAUCAUUAAAAAGUUUAAUUGAUAAUCAUUUUGAUACAAAUUCGAUUACACCUGGAACACAAUUUAUGGCUAAUCUACAUGAACAAUUAAAAUAUUUUGUACAUGUUAAACUUACAACUGAUCCAUUAUGGGAAGGUGUCGAUGUUCAUCUUUCCGGUCAUUUAACGCCUGGUGAAGGUGAACAUAAAAUUAUGGAUUAUAUUCGAUAUACACGUUUACAACCUGGAUAUGAUGUGAAUACAAAACAUUGUCUCUAUGGUUUAGAUGCAGAUUUGAUUAUGCUUGGCUUAGUCACACAUGAAAUACAUUUUGCAUUAUUACGUGAAGAAGUUAAAUAUGGUUCAAAGAAAGCAUCAAAAAUUCUUACACCUGAAGAAAUUAAUUGGCAUUUAUUUCAUACAUGUUUACUUCGAAAUUAUAUCGAUCUUGAAUUUCGUUCAAUGAAAGAAAAAUUAAAAUUUACAUAUGAUCUUGAAUGUAUUAUUGAUGAUUGGAUACUUAUGGCAUAUUUAGUUGGUAAUGAUUUUAUUCCACAUUUACCACGUGUUCAUAUUAAUGAAGAAGCUUUAUCAAUUCUAUGGGAGACAUAUAAAACAGUUUUACCAACUCUUGAUGGUUAUUUAAAUGAAUUUGGUGAAUUAAAUUUACCUCGUUUUGAAAUUUAUUUAACAGAAUUAGCAAAAUUAGAUCAUCAGAGAUAUGCUGAUGAGAAUGAUACAUUUAAAAAUUUGAAUAAAGCAACUGGACGAAAGACAAAUCCAAUGGAAAAAGAAUCACCACUAGAUCAAGAUGAUGAUAUUGGUGGUGGUUUUAAUUUUGCUGCAUUGGAUCAAUUAAACUCUAAAGAACCACCAUCUACAAUUUCAGGCGAUAAAUAUCCCGUUCAAAAACCUUCUUUCAAUGAACGAAAAUCUCCUGAAUUAAGUUCAGUAUCAGACGAUGAUGAUGAAUCAUCCGAUUCUGAUAGUUCAAGUGAUAAUCAAAAGAAACGAAAAUCAAAAACAAUAAAUGACAAUGAUAUUGAUAAGAUGCCAUUAAUUGAAGCUGAAUUUCGUCAACAUAAAAAUCAUUAUUAUCGUGAAAAAAUGAAAAUAAAUAUAACAUCAACUGAUCAACUGAAAAUUUAUAUUGAACAAUAUAUUGAAGCAUUACAAUGGAUUCUUAAAUAUUAUUAUCAAGGUUGUCCAUCAUGGUCAUGGUUUUAUCCACAUCAUUAUGCACCAUAUUUAUCUGAUUUAAAGAAUUUUAAAGAUUUAAAAAUUAAUCUUCAAAAAGGAACACCAUUCAAACCAUUUGAACAACUUUUAAGUGUUCUUCCACCAACAAGUCGUGAUCUUUUACCAAGUGUAUUACAAUCAUUAAUGGUCGAUCCUAAAAGUCCAUUAUUAGAUUUCUAUCCGGAAUAUUUUGAAUUAGAUCAAAAUGAAAAAAAACAUGAUUGGGAAGCACUUGUUCUUCUUCCAUUUAUUGAUGAACAACUUCUUUUAGAUUCAAUUACAAAAUAUUAUAAUCAACUUGAUUUAAAUGAACAAAAUCGUAAUCAAGAAUUACCAUCAUUAUGUUAUAGAACAACAGAAAAGCUACGAGCAACAGAAAAUUCUUUAGGAAAAAAUCUUCAUUUUCCACCUUUGAAAGAAACUCGAGCAAUAUGCACAGAAAUUCCAGCUGAUCAAUAUCGACCAGAUGGUCUCUAUUUUAAACAUAAUCAUUGUCAAGAAAAAGAUAUGAUUAUUUUUCCGAAAUUUCCAUCUUUAAAUGUUUUACCGUACAAAUAUGCUUAUAAAGCUAGUGCUGUUAGUCUAUUUGAAACACGUUCAAAAGCAACAACACUUAUUUUAAAUUUAAUACCUCAAUCUGAUUCGGAUUGUAUAACAUAUAAUCCUCAAUGGAAUCCAAAAGGUGAAAAUGCCCUUCCACCAUUUCAAAUAACACAUAAAAAACCAUUAAUUGAACGUUAUCUUGGUAAACGUGUUUUUGUUGAUUGGCCUCAUUUUCAAUAUGGAAUUGUUUGUGCUAUUAGUGAUUUUCAAUAUUUCUAUACAUGGACUGAUAUACCGGGUGGAUCCUAUUUUUAUAGUGAACCAGUAAAUAAUGGAGAAAAUCAAGAUUAUAAAAAUUAUGUGCAAACACCUAUUUAUGUAUCUGAAACUCCAUUUGAAGUAUUAACUGAUCAUAAACAACCAGCUCAAUAUAAUUACCGUCCACUCAAUGAAGUUCACAUUCAAAUGGAAUAUACUAAAGCGCUUAAUAUUAAUCGAAAGUAUGAAAAUCAACGAGGUAUUUCAAUUGGACCUAUACCAAUUUUACUUUAUGUAAGUCCAUUAAUUGGUUAUCGAACAAAAUGUUCAUCAACGUCAGAUAAAUGUCGAACAGCAAUGUGUUUCUCAAAUCAAGCUUUAGCUUAUCCAUUACAAACAACACUUUUCACAUUACCAAAUUACAAGAAUGACCUUGAUCGAAUGCCACAAACAAUUUAUGAUCAUUUUAAAAUAAACGAUCAUAUAUUUGCCCUUCGAUCGCCAUAUUAUGCUUCGUCAGGCUAUGUUCAACAAAUAAAUAAAGAUAAUAAUAAUAAAAAACAUACUAUAUCAUGUCAAAUGGAAUCAUCUGAUACAGGAAAUCAACCUGAUAUUCAUACUUUAAUACCGAAAUUACAUGAACAUCAAUUACAAUAUUAUACAGCACAACAAAUAGCUGAUCGUUUAAAAACAUCAUCUUGUGUUGUAUCAAAAGUAACUGGAAAAAUAAAUGUUUUCAGUUCGAAUAAACGACAGCGAAGAGCUAUUCCAACUAAUGUUGGACUUUCAUGGAAAGUAAAUAAACCAGUAAAACAACUUCAUGGUUAUACAAAGAAAAUUGAUCAAGUUUGGUACUAUUCAGAUGCAGCUAUGGCAAUUAUAAAUGAUUACAUGUUAAAAUUUCCAAAUAUUAUUGAAGAAUUAACACAAAAACCAAGAGAUGAUAAUUAUUACGAAGCAAAUAUUUGGCCAGAUAAGAAUCCUAAACAUGAAAUAAUACAACUUCGUACAUGGAUUAAGAGUUUACCAACACAUUCAAUACCAUUGACAGAUGGUGCCUGGGAAAUACUUGAUUUACCUGUUAUUAAUGAAAUAGAAAAAUCAAUUAAAUCAUUUUAUACAAAACGUGCAGAAAAAAAACCAGUUGAGAAAACGAAAGUAUUUAGUUUUGAGCCAGAUCGAUUAUUUAAAGCUAGUGAAUUCUUGGGCAUGUGUGAUCCAGAUAUUGGAACAACUUUUCAAUUAUAUGAUCGUGUUGUUAAUGUUCGUCUUGGUACGGGUGUACCAAUUGGAACACGUGGCACAAUUAUUGGUAUUAUGCAUGGUCAAACGAAUUUAGAUACAUACUAUGAAAUAUUAUUCGAUAAUUUACCAAUAAAUAGUCUUGAAGCUAUAUUACUUGGUAAAAAUCAACAAAAAUGUCGUAUUAAAGUUCAUUCAUAUCAUUUACUUAAUUAUUCUCAUUCACUUCGAGUUCGUUCAAAUAAUUAUCAACAUCAACGUUCUGUACCAAUGGUUAAUACUCGGGAGCAACAAACACCUAUGAAUCGACAAGAACAAUCUUCUCGUGUAUUUCGAAAACAGCCAGAUGAUAAAAAUACAAAACCAACAAAACCAAAAUCAGCUCCAGCAUCAAAUACAUAUGAAAAACCAAAUUUCGCUGAAGCUAAACAAACAACACCGAUUACAAAUAAUUCAUCGUCAUCGCCACCAACGACAAUAGAACAAUCAGUACAAUCUAUGAAUAUAAUAGAAGAUUCGUCAUUAUUUCCAGCACUUGUCGAAAAUUUACCUGAUCAGGAAAUAAUGUCUACACAAAUGAACUUAAAUAUACCUUCAACAGGAGAUCCCUUAUUUUUACGUGCUAUUCAAGAUUCUGAACAACUACAAUAUGCUUCUCAUCAAUCAUCAACAGCUGUUCCACAAAUGGAUUUUCAACAUGUUCCACCAAUGUUUCCUCAACAAACAUCACAUAUUGAUUUAUCACAAUACCAUCAGUCUUCAUUCCCAACUGAUGGUGUCCAAUAUUGGCCACAACAAUCACAAGAUCCAUUCAAUCAACAAUCUUCCAUCUAUACGCAACAAUUAUAUCAACAACCAAUGCCCGAUCCUUUUUUUCAAUCUGUUGAUCAAUCAUUCAAUCCAAUGAUGUAUGAUCCAUCUAAUGGUUUACCACUUUAUUCGCCAUAUAAUUUACCUCCUGAAACUGCAUUUUCUGGUUAUCCUGGUGAACCUAUGGGAGGUUAUUUCCCGUUAAAUAAUGAACAACAUCCAUUUCCAAUGCAAACACAAAAUAUACCUGCAGAAUCGCAUAACACUACAGCAACGUCCCAUAUGCAACCUCAAUCUUCCCCAUUACAAAACCAACAACAAACGACUUCACCUAACGUAACAAAUAGAGCAACUCUUCAAUUUAUUCCAAUUCAGGUUCUACGUAAUAUACCUAAAAAAUCAUAA
Molecule: messenger RNA, 4836 nt
Organism: Adineta steineri
Lineage: Eukaryota; Metazoa; Rotifera; Eurotatoria; Adinetida; Adinetidae
Source: the annotation of a GenBank genome assembly